This is a messenger RNA of Leptomonas pyrrhocoris, 1454 nucleotides long. RefSeq lists its product as hypothetical. The coding region runs from base 84 to 1454 and encodes 456 amino acids. The transcript has a single exon. Gene Ontology annotation, biological process: cilium assembly. NCBI's taxonomy places the organism in Eukaryota, Euglenozoa, Kinetoplastea, Trypanosomatida, Trypanosomatidae. The record is from RefSeq and is a predicted model, not a curated record. Gene Ontology annotation, cellular component: ciliary basal body; axoneme.
AGCACCGUCCCCUCGACAGCGCUGUGCUUUGCUAUCUUUGCCUUCUGGGGGUACCUUUCUCGUUCACAGCCCGCCGCAGCACCAUGUACAGCGAUCCAGAGGAGCGAAAGCAGGAAGAGGCGCGGCAAGAUGCCGCCGCCGUCGCUAUCCAGCAGCGAUGGAAGCAGCAUCGGCAGCAGCAGUGCCUCCGUGAGCGGGAGGCGGCUGCCCAGCGCAGCCCGUUCGGCUCGCCGCACGCGGCACCUUUCGUUCACUUUGAGGGCUACGGCCUCCAUGGGACUACCUCGGGGGAUAUCGAUAGCGUCUCCUCGCGCAACGCCGGCGGAGGCGGGGACGACACCGCGGACACCCUCCACUCCGCCGAAGAACAGCGUGAGGUCUGCAUUACCGAGUACGGCGACUUGCUGGCGGAGCGCGAGGCACUGCUGGACCGCAACUUAAACUACCAGCAGAUCUUAUCCCGCCACUACGCCGAACAGCGCCGGCGCAAUGGCGAGGAGGAGGUGACGCAGCUAACGAACCCGGAGGCGGAGGGCGCGUAUUGGGCACUGGUGCGGCAGGUCGCCGAGGAACGUCAGCGCGUGGCGGGUCGAAGUGCGGCCUUGAAGAGAGACUUGGAGCUGCAGCGGCAGCGCUACGCCCCGAUUAUGGAAGAGGCCGCGAUGCAGGAGAACAACUUCCAGCAGUACAUCCAAGAGCUGGCGGCGAAUGUGCGCUUUAUGCGGUCGAACCGGCCCAUCCCCGACAAGACGAUCUCCGAGUACGUGGAGCGGGAGGCGAAGGAGCGGGCGGCCAUCCACGCCGCGCGGGUGCGGUAUCUGCAGCUGAAGAACCGCCUGCAGCGACUGCGGCGGGCCGCCAAGGGGCGCGGAAACAGCGGUGGUGCAACGUCCGCCGCCGCGGCAGCCGCACCACCGCUGAGCUCGUCGGCUGCCGCGGCGAGUGCAUCGGACGAAAGGGAGCCAAACGGCGCUGAUCAUCACAUGUUUCUCAUCGAUUUUGAGCAGCUCAAGGUGGAAAACACAAACCUGAACGAGAAGAUCGAGGAGCGCUCGGAGGAGGUGCUGAAGCUGCGGAAUAAGGUGACGAACACAAUCCACAUCGCGACCCACGUGCGGGAGAAGCUGGACUGCGUGCGGAAGGAGAACGCGGAGCUGCGACAGAGUGUGGCGAGCACCGAUGAGGAGCUCAACAAGGCACGCGAUCAGCUGGCGAAGUCGAAGCGCCGGCGCGAUGCCCACCUGCGCGCCAACACUCGAAUGAAGGAGCGCAUGCCGCUCGUCGGCUCGCGUGAUCUGUUGUUGGACUACGAACGGCGCAAAGGCGUCAUUCGGGAGUACCGCACCCGCCUGGUGCAGCUCACGGACCGGCACAGAGAACUGACGGACGUCAUCCAUCGGCACGAGGCGUCGAUGGUGACGCUCCAGCACGAACUGAGCCACUACCCGCAGUAG